AUGCAUCAGCUAGUUUACAUUACAGUGACUGUGUUUCUAGCCUCCUUCGGAUCCUCCGUCAGAGGAAACAGACCCUAUAUUUCGGUACUUGGUGUUAAUAAUGGCGCACAGUGGGGUCAAUGGGGCAUGCUUGAAAUGUGUCCAGCAGGCUACUAUGCUGCAGGUUUCAGUCUGAGGGUUGAAUACCCAAUAGACGGGGAUGACACUGCCUUAAAUGGAAUUCGUCUACACUGUGUCAAUACACAUACAGGCAAGACAGAGUUUUCAGACAUCUCCACAGCAAUGUCUGGAGUAGGAAGCUGGGGUACGUGGACAGAUCCGAUAUGGUGUCCGUGUGGGAUGCUGAUGAGUUUUCAGCUCCUUGUUGAACGUCCUCAAGGAAAUGGCGAUGAUACAGCUGCAAACAACAUAAUGUUCCAGUGCACUGGAAGCGACAGGGCUCUUGUUGGUAUGGGCAUGUCCUGGGGUGAAUGGGGUGGCUGGAGUGACACCUGCAGAGGAAUGGGGAUCUGUGGCAUCCAGACAAAAGUAGAGGCACCACAAGGGUCAGGAGACGACACCACUCUCAACGACGUUAAGUUCUUCUGCUGCGAUUGAGGUGCCGCCUGUCAUUUCAUCUAGAAUGAUGCGUUCUAAGAAGAAAACAAGAUGGAUCAUCUGUCGGCCUUUCUCUUAUCUCUGUCUGUGUUUUACAGGGCUCUCGAGAAACUGUCUAAAUAAACAUAACAUAA
Molecule: messenger RNA, 731 nt
Organism: Colossoma macropomum (tambaqui)
Lineage: Eukaryota; Metazoa; Chordata; Actinopteri; Characiformes; Serrasalmidae
Product: vitelline membrane outer layer protein 1-like
Exons: 5
Coding region: 1-597 (198 amino acids)
Source: RefSeq, a predicted model, not a curated record